Ornithorhynchus anatinus (platypus) is the source of this 1717-nucleotide messenger RNA. RefSeq names its product proline and glutamate rich with coiled coil 1 (gene PERCC1). Lineage: Eukaryota; Metazoa; Chordata; Mammalia; Monotremata; Ornithorhynchidae. The coding region runs from base 68 to 895 and encodes 275 amino acids. The transcript has a single exon. The record is from RefSeq and is a predicted model, not a curated record.
ACGUCUCUGCCCCCACCGGCCACACCCGGUCCCCCGGCCUCGGGCCCCGGGCCCCGGGCCGGCUGCCAUGGCGGCCGGAGUGCUCAGAAACCCAGCCGACUUCUGGUUCCCCGCUCCCUUCUACCAACCCUUCCUGCACUGCACAGAGACAGACUUGGCAGACACCACGGAAGAGGAGGAAGAGGAGGAGGAAGAGGACGAGGAGGGGGAGAAUGAGGAAGAUGGGGAGGAGGAGGAGGAGGAGCUGGAAGGAGGCCGCGGCCUCGGCGGCGAGAACCCGGGGGAGACGUGGUCACCUGGCGGGGCCGAGGUGACCCUGCGGUUGCUCAGGUUCUCGGAGUUCAUCAGCGGCGACAUCCAGAGAUAUUUCGGCCGGAAGAGCGGAGGAGAGGCCCUGGACGCCGGCUGUGGGUCUCAGGGUGGAUGCCUGGUCCGCCUGGCUGGGGCGGAGCUAGACUCCACGCCCCUAGUGCCCACCGCCCCCGGGAGGGCCUGCCACGGGGAGGAUCCCCCCGCCCGCCUGCCACCCCGGGCUCCGAGGCCCGGGGAUGGCCCGGGGCGGCUGGGCCCUCUGGCGGACCUGUUCGAGUUCGGGCUGGGCUGCUCCGGCCCGCCCGAUGGCUCGGCUGGCCCCAACGGUGGCCGCCGGCUGAGGCUGGAGCGAAAGUACGGCCGCAUCCGGCCCAUGCGCAAGCGGGAGCUGCCUGCCUCGUUCUGGACUGAGCCGGCCCCGGCCCCAGCCCCCGGCGCCCUGGGCCUGCCCCAUGCCGACCCGCCCGACUUCAGCGACCUGCUGGCCACCUGGACAUCCGAUUCCGGCCACGAGCUGUCGGGGGGCAACACGCGGGAGCCAGGCAGACCGGCCGGAGAGGCGGAUCAGGUCAACGCUGCCUGAGAGGGCUUGGGCCGCUCCUCCAGGGCCUACUGGGCCCAGCAGGGGCGGCAACAGGGUGGUCGUUUCUGGGCCGAGGGCAGGCUCCUCCCUUGGUCCCACCCGGGUCGGGCCACCCGGCAGAACCCUCCGACCACCUACUGCGACGGGUCCAGUCCCAGGGGUGGGAGUCCCCCGGGGGGGCUCGGAGGCGAAAGAGGAAGGACAGCCCUGCUGAUUGAUGAGCAAACACUAUCUGUUGACUCCCCAGAUUAAGUGCCAGGGAAUCCUGCUUCCUCCUGAUGCCCGGGCAGGGUUUGAAGGGCACGUGGCUGCAGGGAGGAAGAGCGGGGACCCGGGGUGGGGACGGGGGAGCUCCAUAAAGCAGAUCCAGUGGUCAGGUCUCCAUCCUUCACUGCCGGGGUACGAGGCCCUGAGAGGCCCCAGCUGCUGCCCCGGGGCUGGGCCCAGAGACGACGGGGGACAGAGGGAGUCGGCCAGCCUCCAGCGGGACUCUGAGGACGGUGGAGCGUGAAGCACAAACCACCCCGACCCUCGGUCCAGCGCCGAGGGGUCCCGGGCCCAGGGAAGGUAGGAGGGGCCCCGGCCCCAGGCCCCAGCGGCCCCAUUAAUAAAGGUCCGUGGGUCCCUGGUGAUGGGCUGUUUUGAGUCAUUUUCCCUGGCUGUGGGCCUCGCCCCAGCGGUGAGCCAUGGACUCUUCCCUUCAGCCAGACCCCAGCUUCUGGGGGAUGGAGGUGAGGGUCCCUGAUCAGCCUCUGCUGGGGAGCAAGGUGCUCCAGCACCCCCCCAGUCCCCUUGGCCUGCACAGGCUGAGUCCUUCCUGGC